AUGGGUGGUAAGAAGAAAACGGGGGCUCCCCCCGCGGUGGUGGGCGCCUCCGCGCUGACCUGGCCUACCAUACCAUUCAGUGAAUUUGACGACCUUGACCUACGGGCCCAUUCGACUAAGCUGCUAGAAGCUGCCAUACAGUUAAAGCAAACUGCCCAAUCCGUCGGGGGACUCCCCCCGCUGGCGAUAUUCACAUCGCUCCUGGAUUCCGUCCGGUCCCUGGCCGGUAAGGCGCGCGACGGCGACCUCUCCAUGCUGACGAGGGAGGUCCAUGAUAUCAAAUCCAUGCUUAAGGACUCUGCAAAGAAGCAUACUGAUGACCACCGGAAAAUCCAGCAGUCACUGGACAUUCAGGCCAGCGUGCCUGGCGCCCCUGGGCGCACCUUCGCUGCGGCUCUUUCUGGCGGCCGCGCAGAAUCUUCACUUGUUUCUGAUCGGAUGAGACGGGCCCACACCAACGGUACGCUCGUCACGAAUCACCAUACCAGCACGGGAAGCUUGCCGGCGCCGGUGGCCCCCCAACGCAGCGAUCUAGAAAUCCAUGUCCGUCGCACCGACCCCGCGGUAGUCAACCCCUACCGACACGACGAGCAGAAGCUUGUCAAACGGGCUAACCAGGCGAUCCGGGAGACCCGGGAUGCCAUGAUCAGCCAUCGAAAGUUCUCCGCCGGCCGGGUGCUGCCGAGCGGGGACGUGGCGCUCCAAGCCGACAGCCUUGAGGACGCUGAGCGGCUGACCCGGUCCAAUGGGUGGACCCUUGCCUUUGGGUCCAAUGCGGGCAUCAAGAAACAGACCUACGGGGUUGUCAUGCACGGGGUGGAUCGACGCCACCUCACUGACGGCAAGACUGCCGAUUUCAUCGCCCGGCUGAAGGCCGACAACGCGGGCCGCCUGGCCGCCACCCCCACUGAUAUUAUCUACGCUGGCUGGCUGUACGGCCAGCGGCGAGUAGAUGCCGAUAAGCUUCAAAGCUCCCUGGUAGUGGUGGAUUUUGACAGUGACCGCGCAGCUAACCGCGCACUGGAGCUGGGGCUUGCGCUUGAUGGAAAGAACCACCCUUGCGCAUACUAUGAUAGGAACUUCCGACUGCGGCAAUGCUUUAACUGUCAACUAUAUGGACACAUCUCUAAGCACUGCAAACGACCUGCUGCCUGUGCCUACUGCGUAGGUCAGCACCUCUCCACUGUCUGCCCGGACUUGAAGAACCGCGAGAAGGAGAGAUGCCCUGUCUGCGCUGCUAGCAAGCAGCCAGAUGGCGGACACUUUGCUUUUGACCGUAGCUGCCCAGUUCGCGCGCAGAAGAUGGCUGCUAUCCGUGCUGAGCGGCUCACUGGCCCUCAGUUCCACGCUUCUGCGGCUUGCUGGGCCCUGGGGACACCACCACAAUCGCCCACCGACCUGUCGGUCGACCCCACGCCCGCGGAAGCGGCGGGUACAGCCGCCAUGCCGCGGGACCCCCAUGCCUCCUCUGCGCGCUCGGAGGCAGGUGUCAGCCCCACGGCUGACGCCAGCAGUGACCGGCCAGACGUAGAGAUGGUGGACGCUGAGGAUAUUAACACCCCCACGGACAACAACAUAGGGGCGGGGGCGACUGAACCCCCCCCGCCUACGACCUACCACGCGCGCGACGGCGCGCUCACGGUCAAGCGGGGCUGCCCGCCGGACUAA
This is a messenger RNA of Aspergillus clavatus NRRL 1, 1668 nucleotides long. RefSeq lists its product as uncharacterized. The transcript has a single exon. The record is from RefSeq and is a predicted model, not a curated record. Lineage: Eukaryota; Fungi; Ascomycota; Eurotiomycetes; Eurotiales; Aspergillaceae. Gene Ontology annotation, molecular function: zinc ion binding; nucleic acid binding. The coding region runs from base 1 to 1668 and encodes 555 amino acids.